AUGAAUGGAACAGAGGGCCCGUUCUUUUACGUGCCCAUGUCCAAUGCCACCGGCAUUGUGAAGAGUCCAUACGAUUAUCCUCAGUACUACCUAGUGGCACCAUGGGCUUACGCCAUGCUGGGAGCUUACAUGUUCUUCCUCAUUAUCGUCGGCUUCCCAAUCAACUUCCUUACGCUGUACGUCACCAUUGAGCACAAGAAGCUGCGCACACCCCUAAACUACAUCCUCUUGAACUUGGCAGUUGCUGACUUGUUAAUGGUGUUUGGAGGCUUCACAACCACGGUAUACACAUCUAUGCAUGGCUACUUCGUCUUUGGGCGCCUUGGCUGCAACCUGGAAGGCUUCUUUGCAACUUUUGGUGGUAUCAACUCACUCUGGUGCCUGGUCGUGCUCUCCAUUGAGAGAUGGGUAGUUGUUUGCAAACCCAUGAGCAACUUCAGAUUUGGAGAGAACCAUGCCAUCAUGGGAGUAGCAUUCACCUGGGUCAUGGCAUUGGCCUGUACUGUGCCCCCCCUGGUUGGCUGGUCCCGUUAUAUCCCUGAGGGCAUGCAGUGCUCAUGUGGAAUUGACUACUACACUCGUGCAGAGGGGUUCAACAAUGAGUCCUUUGUCAUCUACAUGUUCACGGUCCACUUCUUGACCCCACUCUUCAUCAUCACCUUCUGCUAUGGCCGUCUGGUCUGCACUGUCAAGGAGGCUGCAGCUGCACAGCAGGAGUCUGAAACCACCCAGAGAGCUGAGCGUGAGGUCACUCGCAUGGUCAUCAUCAUGUUCAUCGGCUACUUGGUUGCUUGGCUGCCCUAUGCCAGUGUGGCUUGGUACAUCUUCACCCAUCAGGGCAGUGAGUUUGGGCCUGUCUUCAUGACCCUCCCAGCCUUCUUUGCCAAAAGCUCCUCAUGCUUCAACCCUAUCAUCUAUGUCUGCAUGAACAAGCAGUUCCGCCAAUGCAUGAUUACCACCCUGUGCUGUGGCAAGAACCCCUUCGAGGAAGAGGAGGGUGCUUCCACCACUGCCUCCAAGACCGAAGCCUCAUCCGUUUCCUCCAGCUCUGUGUCCCCGGCAUAA
Messenger RNA from Tachysurus fulvidraco (yellow catfish), 1065 nucleotides. RefSeq names its product rhodopsin. The record is from RefSeq and is a predicted model, not a curated record. Gene Ontology annotation, biological process: G protein-coupled receptor signaling pathway; phototransduction; visual perception. NCBI's taxonomy places the organism in Eukaryota, Metazoa, Chordata, Actinopteri, Siluriformes, Bagridae. Bases 1 to 1065 code for a protein of 354 amino acids. Gene Ontology annotation, molecular function: G protein-coupled receptor activity. Gene Ontology annotation, cellular component: photoreceptor outer segment; membrane. The transcript has a single exon.